This is a messenger RNA of Sclerotinia sclerotiorum 1980 UF-70, 558 nucleotides long. RefSeq lists its product as hypothetical. NCBI's taxonomy places the organism in Eukaryota, Fungi, Ascomycota, Leotiomycetes, Helotiales, Sclerotiniaceae. The coding region runs from base 1 to 558 and encodes 185 amino acids. The transcript is spliced from 2 exons. Gene Ontology annotation, cellular component: preribosome, large subunit precursor; nucleolus. Gene Ontology annotation, biological process: ribosomal large subunit export from nucleus. The record is from RefSeq and is a predicted model, not a curated record.
AUGGGUAAAACUGCACCUCUGAAGAACAAGGGCUCUACUUCUGUGCGUUCCCGCGCAGCAAAGCGUGCAUCUUCUCCAAGUAUCGACACCGAUAAGUCACUCAAAAAUGUCAAGGCUCCAACAGAGACAGUAUACCACCCACAAGCUCUAUCUCCGCAUCAAGGCGCAGGUGUGUCUAAGAAGAAGAGUGGAAGAAAAUCGCAGUUGAGCUCAAAGGCAAAAAGGCGACAAGACAAGGGAUUGGAUCGAGCGGAAGCUGUCAUGGAUAGGACAUCCACGAAAAUCGAGAAGAGCAAGUACAGAGGAAGGAAUGUUCAAGAGAGAGCCAAAGCCUGGGAAACACUGAAUAAAAAGGCACAAGAAGCUGUUCAAGCAGCGAUGGAGAAGGAGAAGGAGAACGAGGACGAGGUUUCUGAGGAGGAUGUUGAGGAUGAUCAUUCUCAAGGAGAGGUUGAGAUGGAUGAUGUUGCAGCUGCUCCAAUUGCUCCAACUGCUACAGAUGCGGUUCAACCAACUCCUUUGACUGCGCCGUUAGAGGAUGAAGAGGAGAUUCUAUGA